AAAUAGAAAUAUAUAUAUUUAUUUUCCAAGAAUCUAGAUUCUUCUAUUUAAUUUAAAAACCACAUAUAUUAUAAAAUCCUAUCUUUUUUUUUUUUCUUCUAAUAAAUUUACAAUUUUUCUACCUCUUCUGCAUUUUGAGAAACAAAAAUGGAAGAAUCAAUGGCUACAAGGUAUUGGUGUCACAUGUGUUCCCAAAUAGUCAAUCCGAUCAUGGAGUUGGUCGAGAUCAAAUGCCCAUUUUGCCAGAGCGGUUUCAUCGAAGAGAUGAACGGUUCAGAUGAUCACUCACCUGAAGCUCGCAAUGCCGAACCCGACUCCGAAUUCGGAUCCGAUCGAGCUCUCUCUCUCUGGGCCCCGAUAUUACUCGGCAUGAUGGGUCAUCCCCGUCGCCGGAGAAGAUUCAGACCCAUGGAGUUCGACGAAGAAGACGACGACGAAGAUGAAGACGAGGCUCGCCACGAAGGAGGAGGAGACACCGAGUUGGAUCGGGAACUGGAAUCGUUCAUAAGGAGGAGAAGAAGAAGCUCAGCUAAUAUUCUUCAAUUGCUCCAAGGAAUUCGAGCUGGGUUAGCUUCAGAAACUCAGAAUUCCGAGGGUUUAACCGAAAGAGAUGAGAGAGAGCGUGUUAUCUUGAUCAACCCAUUUAAUCAAACACUUCUCGUUCACAAUCAGAAUGAUAAUCAAAACCCAAUUGGCUCAUUGGGUGAUUACUUCGUAGGGCCUGGUUUGGAUAUGUUGCUGCAGCAUUUGGCUGAGAAUGAUCCCAACAGGUACGGGACACCGCCGGCGAAGAAGGAGGCGGUGGAAGCUCUGCCCACGGUGGCAAUCAAGGAGAGCUUGCAGUGCUCAGUAUGCUUGGAUGAUUUUGAGGCUGGUUGUGAAGCAAAAGAGAUGCCUUGUAAGCAUAAAUUCCAUAGUGGUUGUAUUCUGCCAUGGCUUGAGCUUCAUAGCUCGUGUCCGGUUUGUAGGUUUCAGAUACCUUCUGAUGAGUCUAAGAAUGGUAAUGUCCAAACGGCAAUGGGGACUGAAAGCAGCAACAGUGGUGGUGGUUCUGUGGUUGUUAUUGGGGAAAAUGAAGAAGAAGAAGGAGAACAUCACCAUGGUGGAGAUGGGAGAAAUGGUGGUAGUGGGAGAAGGUUUUCAUUGUCAUGGCCUUUCAAUUUCUUUUCUUCAUCAUCAUCAUCAUCAUCAUCAGGGUCACAAUCAUCAUCAUCAACAACACCAAAUGCAAAUGGAACUACUGGUAGUGGUGGUGGUGGUGGAAAUGGAUUUCAAGCAAAUGAGAAUUGAGUAAGAAAUUACAUCAUUUUCUUGUUGUUUUUGUUGUUGUUGUUCAUUACUACUUUGCUUCAAAUUGAAUGCUUUUGUGUACAUAGUGCCAGCCUUACUUUGUUGAAUAUGAAACUACAAACGUUACACAAAAAAAAAAACAAAAAAAAAAAAGCUUGUUGUUUUUGGCUUCUUUUAGAAAUAUAUUUCUUGUUUCUGCCAUUAUCUUAUCAUGUGUAUAAAAAAAAUUCAUACCCUUUGAGAUUUUGAUGGUAUUGGAUGAAUGGCUUUGUUCUUUCAA
This is a messenger RNA of Humulus lupulus (European hop), 1570 nucleotides long. RefSeq names its product E3 ubiquitin-protein ligase SIRP1. Gene Ontology annotation, cellular component: cytoplasm. The coding region runs from base 148 to 1290 and encodes 380 amino acids. NCBI's taxonomy places the organism in Eukaryota, Viridiplantae, Streptophyta, Magnoliopsida, Rosales, Cannabaceae. The transcript is spliced from 2 exons. Gene Ontology annotation, biological process: protein ubiquitination. Gene Ontology annotation, molecular function: ubiquitin protein ligase activity. The record is from RefSeq and is a predicted model, not a curated record.